AGAGCUGUCAUCAGAGCUUGCUGAUGAGAGGAACACCGGGGAGUCCGCUUCCCAGAUGCUGGAGAGUGAAACUUCUGAGAGACUCCGCCUGGAGAAGGGCAUGAGCGACCUGCAGGCCAAGUUUGACAGCACGAACAAACAGAUGGAGUCCAUGGAGAUGGAGGUGAUGGAGGCUCGACUCAUCAGGGCAUCUGAACUCAACGGCGAGAUGGACGAUGACGACACAGGAGGAGAGUGGAGGCUGAAGUACGAGCGAGCCAUCAGGGAGAUUGAAUUCACCAAGAAGAGGCUGCAGCAGGAGUUUGAGGACAAGCUGGAGGUGGAGCAGCAGAACAAACGGCAGCUGGAGAGGAGGAUCAGCGACCUGCAGGCCGACAGCGAGGAGUCCCAGAGGAACAUCCAGCAGCUGAAGAAGAAAACCCAACGGAUGACGUCUGAACUGCAGGACACCAAACUCCACCUGGAGGGCCAACAGAGCCGCAACCACGACCUGGAGAAGAAGCAGAGGAAGUGGAGGGAGCUUACAGUAGAUCCCGGAGAACAGAGUGCUGCGGUGCUGCAGGCGCGGGCUGAUCUGAGCGUGCUCUGA
Molecule: messenger RNA, 589 nt
Organism: Notothenia coriiceps (black rockcod)
Lineage: Eukaryota; Metazoa; Chordata; Actinopteri; Perciformes; Nototheniidae
Product: unconventional myosin-XVIIIa-like
Exons: 5
Coding region: 56-589 (177 amino acids)
Biological process (GO): actomyosin structure organization
Cellular component (GO): myosin II complex; cytoplasm; myosin filament
Molecular function (GO): actin filament binding
Source: RefSeq, a predicted model, not a curated record